Messenger RNA from Trachymyrmex septentrionalis, 1725 nucleotides. RefSeq names its product probable cysteine--tRNA ligase, mitochondrial (gene CysRS-m). Gene Ontology annotation, cellular component: cytoplasm. The transcript is spliced from 8 exons. The record is from RefSeq and is a predicted model, not a curated record. Bases 132 to 1703 code for a protein of 523 amino acids. NCBI's taxonomy places the organism in Eukaryota, Metazoa, Arthropoda, Insecta, Hymenoptera, Formicidae. Gene Ontology annotation, biological process: cysteinyl-tRNA aminoacylation. Gene Ontology annotation, molecular function: cysteine-tRNA ligase activity; ATP binding.
UUGUAUACCAAAUAAAUAGAUGAACGUAUUCAGACGAAAUAUGUCUAACCUAAAUAUUUCUGAAGAGAAAAUAAUAUAAAUGAUAUUAAGAAUUAAGACUAUUAUAAGGUUAACUGGAAAAAAAGAUAAAGAUGAAUGUGAUUCGUAUAAUGCGUAAGUUGAAUCAAAUUUCCAAACGUUUCGUAAAUACCGAAGCAAAAUGUCGGGACAGACCACAAUGGAUAAAACCAAUGGGACAUCCGACUGAAGUAUCUGUAUACAAUCCGAUAACGAAAUGCAAAGUACCACUGAUCCUGAAAACACGAAAUAUUUUGAAAUGGUACAUCUGCGGACCUACAGUAUAUGACUCAGCACACAUUGGACAUGCAACGACUUAUAUAAAAUCCGAUAUUAUUCGUCGAAUUUUGUCAGAUUAUUUUAAUAUAGAUGUAUUAUUAGUUAUGGGUAUAACUGAUAUUGAUGAUAAAAUAAUAAGACGCUCCAUUGAAAGUGGACAAAAUUUUGAGACUUUAGUAAGGCAUUUUGAGACUGAAUUUUUUGCAGAUAUGAAUAAAUUAAAUAUCCGUGAACCAUACUUACAUUGUAGAGUAACAGAUUAUAUACCACAAAUCAUUCAGUUUAUUGAGAGGCUUAUAGCCAAGGAUGAUGGUUACAUUGCAUCAGAUGGAUCUGUUUAUUUUAAUACCAGCAAGUACAAUAAAUAUGGUAAAUUAUCAACUCUUGUGCUUAAUACUGUAAAUGAUCAGAAUUUUAUUGGUAAAAAAUCAGCAUUAGACUUUGCACUGUGGAAAGCAGCAAAAGAAAACGAACCAUCGUGGAAAUCUCCAUGGGGCUAUGGUAGACCAGGAUGGCAUAUAGAAUGCAGCGCAAUUGCAAGCACAGUCUUUGGAAAUUCUAUAGAUAUACACAGUGGUGGAAUAGAUUUAGCUUUCCCACACCAUGAAAAUGAAGAGGCACAAUCUUGUUGUUAUCACGAUAUUGAUCAAUGGGUUAAUUACUGGCUUCACUGUGGCCAUUUAUGUUUGAAAGGGGAUGUAAAGAUGUCAAAGAGUCUAAAGAACACCAUAAGCAUACAAGAUUAUCUCAAAAACUAUUCGGCAAAUAAUCUUAGAAUGCUUUGUCUUUUGUCUCAUUAUCGAAAUGGUAUUGAAUUUUCAGAUGAAGUUAUGCAAACUGCAGUGUCAGUAACCAAGAAACUUGAUAAUUUCAUAAAUGACUGUGAUAAUUAUGUUGCUGGAAAAUUUAAAACCGGUGAAAUUGAUGAAAAUCUUUUAUAUACAACUUUACAUGACACAAGAAGUAAGGUUUACUCGGCAUUGACAGACGAUUUUGAUACUUCAAAAGCAAUGCAUGCAAUUAUAAAUCUUGUUGGAAUAGGAAACAAGAUGCUUCACCAGGACAAUGUAACGUCUCGCAGUAAUAAUGUAAGCGUGGUUGCCGCAGUUUCGAAUUAUCUUUCGAAUACUCUCUCAAAGUUUGGCAUUUCACGAUCUACAAAAUCAACAGUAGAAAAUAAACAAAUUGAAGAUAUUAUUAAUCAUUUUCUGAACUUUAGGACGAUUGUCAGAAUCAAAGCACUUGAGCAAAAUCCAAAAAAUACAAUUUUAUUAAAAGAAUGCGACAACGUACGAAAAUGUUUAUCUACUUGUGGGAUUACAGUAAAGGAUCAGCAAAAUGAUACCAGCUGGAGUUGGAAACAAUAAUCAUAUUUUUAAAUAAAAAUGU